AUUUAAUAAAUUUACCACCUUGCCUUCUCGUCCUCUCGAGGUCUGUUUAUGCACUUAUUUCCUUGGCAAGUUGGUAACUUGGCGAAUCAAUAGAACGGACGAGAUGCGCAUCUUCAAUCCCACCCUACUGGCGCUAAGUCUCCUGCCGCUCAUCCGUGGUUCCCUGGCCUGCUCCGGUUGCUUCGGUCCUGUAGAUCAUGUCGAACAUGUCCGACACGUUAAGCGGAUGCAGCCAGAUGCAAUCAACGCCACCUAUGGACCUACGAGAGCUUUAGAGUGGGGACAAUUGAAUUUCUUGCAUACGACCGACACUCACGGAUGGCUAGAAGGCCACUUGAAGCAAGGGAAUUAUGGCGCCGACUGGGGUGACUUCGUCACCUUCUCUACUCACUUCAAGCACCAGGCUGGCAAUAUGGGAGUUGAUAUUCUUUUGGUGGAUACAGGUGAUCUUCAUGACGGGGCAGGAUUAAGCGAUGCCACAACACCAGAUGGUGCCGUCUCGAUGACAGUAUUCGACAAGGUCGAGUAUGACCUACUCACUAUCGGAAAUCAUGAAUUAUAUCUUGCCACCGUAGCUUACCAGGCCAUGUAUAAUAUCUCUACCUACUGGGGUGAGAAAUAUCUAACAUCCAACGUCCAAAUACUCAACCCAGAGACGAACGAGUGGCAGUAUAUUGGCAACACACACCGAUACUUCACUACCCAACAUGGCCUUAGAGUUAUGGCCUUCGGCGUGCUAUUUGACUUCACCGGCAAUACAAAUGUCAGUAAAGUCAUACCCGCGAAAACCAUGGUCACGCAGCAAUGGUUUCUAGAUAUUCUUCAUUCCCCGGAGCCUGUAGACGUUUUUAUAAUCCUGGGCCAUAACCCUGCGCGCCCGACUGAUUCGAUCAGCACCUUUCCAGUUGUAUUCGACGCCAUUCGUGCGGUAUAUCCCGAUACCCCUAUCCAAUUCAUGGGAGGUCAUACUCAUAUCAGAGACUUUGCUGUCUUAGACGCCAGCAGCACGGCAAUGGAAUCGGGUCGUUAUUGCGAAACUCUCGGUUGGUUCUCAAUGUCUGGGUUUGAUAGUAAAAACAGCGGUUAUCAUGGAAUCGCGCCCGGUCCAGCUGGCGUUCCCAACCCAACUCGCAAGGCAACGCAGAAUUCCACCUCCCCGUUCGUAUACUCGCGCCGCUAUCUUGACUGGAACCGUCGGACGUUUGAGUACCACGCCGCGACCUGGUAUGACGAGAAGUUCGAUUACAACAACGGGCUAGCUGUCUCUUCCGAGAUUACGAAGUACAGGAAGCAGCUUAACCUUACGGACGUGUAUGGAUGCACACCAAAGGAUUAUUGCAUGACGUGCACGCCGUUUAAUAGUACCGGGAAUAUAUUCCCCUUGUUAUCUGACGCGCUCUCUAAGGCUGUCGUCAACGAAUCGCGUCAAGAUAUACCGCGCUUUAUUAUUGCCAACACGGGAAGCGUCCGAUUCGACAUGUAUAAAGGGCCCUUCACGUAUGACGAUCAGUUCAUCGUCUCGCCGUUUCUUGAUCACUUCUUAUAUAUACCAGGAAUACCGUACAGCUUGGCCAGUACUUUGCUUCAGUCACUUAACAAUGCGGGUGCCAGCCAGAAGCGCAGCGUUGGCGUCAUGCCUAUCGAGCGUGAUAUCUGCGUCGACCCGUCUCCCCUUCACCUCUCUGCGGUUCGAGGCGGAGAGAGCCAUGGUCAGGUUAACAUCACGAAGCGUCAAGUAGUCGAUUUGGCUCCGGGCUACACGACUAAGGACGAUUUUGGUACUGAUGGGGACGACACUGCGCAUACUGGGAUCCCACAUUAUGAUAUUCCCGAUUUCUUCCAGGGCAAAGCUGGAUUUGACGAGGGUACUCAACCUGAUGUUGUUGAUGUAGUAUUUGUCGACUUCAUCGAGAGCGAUCUUCUUGCUAUCCUUGGCUCCAACUAUAGCUCUAGCGAUGUUUCUUUCUACAUCGAUGAAAGCUUCACGACGCGGGACUACUUGCCGAUAUAUGUCAAAAACUCCCAGACCUUUCAAGCUGGUUUGGCCAACUGCACGUCUGGCUAGAGAGUAUCGAUGAAGUCGGCUUAAGUUAGUAAUGAACAUGAUGAUAGGCUUUACUUCCUGUGUCCCGCAUGUGCGUGUGGUGAAUAGACGUGGUCUGUGGUCCGUGCUUCGUUACAGUAUCGGGUUUACGCCGAUUCCACGGUGAGUGCAAAUACUAGGUACGUAGGUACCACCCAACAGUGAUAGGUAUAUGGCUGUAUGGUA
Messenger RNA from Annulohypoxylon maeteangense, 2269 nucleotides. Its product is annotated as Metallo-dependent phosphatase-like protein. Gene Ontology annotation, biological process: nucleotide catabolic process. The transcript has 8 exons. Lineage: Eukaryota; Fungi; Ascomycota; Sordariomycetes; Xylariales; Hypoxylaceae. Gene Ontology annotation, cellular component: cytosol. The record is from RefSeq and is a predicted model, not a curated record. Gene Ontology annotation, molecular function: hydrolase activity. The coding region runs from base 104 to 2065 and encodes 653 amino acids.